Messenger RNA from Durio zibethinus, 3561 nucleotides. RefSeq names its product receptor protein kinase TMK1-like. Gene Ontology annotation, molecular function: protein binding; ATP binding; protein kinase activity. Gene Ontology annotation, biological process: protein phosphorylation. The record is from RefSeq and is a predicted model, not a curated record. Lineage: Eukaryota; Viridiplantae; Streptophyta; Magnoliopsida; Malvales; Malvaceae.
UCAAGUCAUGACAUGUUGACCAGAACAAAAGUGCCUGACGAAGGCUAAAAAUUUAAAUAAAUCUUGGGGAACAGUUUACGAAGAAGGGGAAAUGGGGGAGACAUCAGCCACGUGCAUGGCUUUGUUGCUUUGCGGUUGAAAAGAAAACGGCUUCCCUUUGUAACAAUUCUUAAACAAAAGAAAAGCCAAGCAAGGCAGUUGCCAAGUUGGCGUGUAAUGAGUAGCGAAAAGGAAUCCCAGAUUACCAACCCGAAAGCAGGCUAAAAGCCUGCCUGCCUGCCUGCCAGCCAGCCUUUCAACAUACUUAUGACAGACUAUCUCCAUGUGCUGCUUCUUUCCUUUCUACUUGCUCCAUUCUCUCAUCAUUCACCAAUUCCACCCUUAAUUUCUCUCUAUCUUCCUGUCAACUCUCAACCUUUCUCUCUUUCUUCUCUAUCCUUCUUUUUGCCUUUUGUUCUACUUUUCGAAUAUGGUUGCUCUAUCCAUCUAAUGCCUUCAAAACAAAGUUCCAACUCUUUGCUGCAUCUUUACCAAAAAGAAAAAAAAGCUUUACAUUUCAUCGUAGUCAAUAUGAAGAAGAAAAACGGAGUUGGUUGCUGCUUCAAGCUUUUUGCCUUUAUUCUUGGAUUGUCUUCAAUUUUCGUCUCAGUAAAAUCCCAGACAAGCGCAAGUGAUGAUGCUGCAACCAUGUUAGCCCUCAGGAAGACUCUUAGCCCACCCGAAUCUCUCGGAUGGUCCGACCCCGAUCCCUGCAACUGGAACCACGUUGUCUGCUCACAGGACAAGCGGGUCACUCGGAUCCAAAUUGGUCACCAGAACCUGCAAGGUACACUUCCUUCAAAUCUUCAAAACCUGACUCAACUAGAGCGAUUAGAGCUACAAUGGAACAACAUUUCAGGUCCCCUCCCUAGCUUAAAUGGGUUAAGCUCACUGCAAGUUGUUAUGCUAAGUAAUAAUCUCUUCACUUCAUUUCCCAUUGAUUUCUUUUCUGGUUUAUCUUCUCUUCAAUCUGUGGAGAUUGAUAACAUCCCUUUUUCUCCUUGGGAAAUCCCUCAAAGUUUGAAAAAUGCUUCUGCUUUGCAGAAUUUCUCAGCCAACUCGGCUAACAUUAUCGGCAAAAUACCAGACAUUUUUGGACCCAAUGAGUUUCCAGGUCUAACCAUUUUGCAUUUAGCCUUCAAUAGUCAAGAAGGAGAGCUACCCUCCAGCUUUUCUGGGUCAUCAAUCCAGUCUUUGUGGGUUAAUGGGCAGGAAAGUAAUGGUAAACUUACCGGUAGCAUUGCUGUAAUACAGAACAUGACAUUCUUGAAAGAGAUUUGGUUACAUUCCAAUUCAUUUUCUGGUCCUUUACCAGACUUCUCCGGUUUGAAAGACUUGCAGAGUCUGAGUCUGAGGGAUAACUCUUUUACUGGCCCUGUUCCCGUUUCUCUGGUGAAGCUUGAAUCACUAAAAACUCUAAAUUUGACAAAUAAUUUACUUCAAGGACCAAUGCCCGAGUUUAAGAAUUCCGUUUCUGUGGAUAUGGUUAAGGAUUCGAAUAGCUUUUGUUUGCCAAGUCCUGGUGACUGUGAUCCGAGGGUCAAUAUGUUGCUUACUGUUGUGAAGUCGACGGAUUAUCCACAAAAGCUUGCUGAAAAUUGGAAGGGGAAUGACCCAUGUGCGGAUUGGCUUGGGAUUACCUGUAGUAAUGGGAACAUUACUGUUGUAAAUUUUGCAAAGAUGGGCCUUAUAGGUAAAAUCUCUCCUGAUUUUGCAUCACUUAAGUCUUUGCAGAGGCUGAUUCUUGCUGACAAUAAUCUGACUGGUCCUAUUCCUGAGGAGCUUACUACUCUGGUUGCACUUAAAGAACUUGAUGUGUCAAACAAUCAACUUUAUGGGAAAAUCCCUACUUUCAAAAGCAUUGUCAUUUUGGAUACAAAUGGUAAUCCUGACAUAGGCAAGGACAAAAGUAGUUAUACUUCUCCAGGUUCAGAAUCUGGCAAUCCCAAUGCAGGCACAGGAUCUAACAGUAGUGGAAGUUCUGGAAAUAGUGGCAAGAAAUCUUCAUCUUUGAUUGUAAUCAUUAUAGUUUCUGUGUUUGGGGGUCUGGCAGUUGUUGGCUUGCUUGGUUUGUUGGUUUUCUGUCUUUACAAAAAGAAACAGAAACGGUUUAGCAGAGUACAGAGCCCAAAUGCAAUGGUAAUUCACCCUCGCCAUUCUGGCUCAGAUAACGAAAGUGUUAAGAUUACGGUUGCUGGCUCAAGUGUUAGUGUUGGUGCUGUCAGUGAAACUCAUACGAUUCCGAGCAGUGAGCCUGGUGACAUACAAAUGGUUGAGGCAGGAAACAUGGUGAUCUCUAUCCAAGUUCUAAGGAAUGUGACCAACAAUUUCAGUGAAGAAAAUAUAUUGGGACUAGGGGGUUUUGGUGUGGUAUAUAACGGUGAGUUGCAUGAUGGUACAAAGAUCGCUGUGAAGAGAAUGGAAUCUGGGGUUAUUACUGGGAAGGGUUUAGCAGAAUUUAAGUCUGAGAUUGCCGUAUUGACAAAGGUUCGGCAUCGGCAUCUUGUUGCUCUUCUCGGCUAUUGCCUGGAUGGGAAUGAAAAGCUUCUUGUGUAUGAAUACAUGAACCAAGGUACUCUAAGUAGACAUAUAUUUAACUGGGCAGAAGAAGGAUUAAAACCACUUGAAUGGACAAAAAGGUUGACCAUUGCCUUAGAUGUGGCAAGGGGUGUUGAGUAUCUUCACGGUUUGGCCCAUCAAAGUUUUAUACAUAGAGACUUGAAGCCUUCAAACAUUCUACUAGGAGACGAUAUGAGGGCUAAGGUAGCUGAUUUUGGUCUUGUGCGUCUUGCUCCUGAGGGUAAAGGCUCGAUUGAAACUAGAAUUGCUGGAACCUUUGGAUACUUGGCACCAGAAUAUGCUGUUACAGGACGAGUUACAACAAAAGUUGAUGUAUUUAGCUUUGGGGUGAUAUUGAUGGAGCUAAUCACUGGCAGAAGAGCACUUGAUGAGAGCCAACCUGAGGAAAGCAUGCACCUAGUUACAUGGUUCAAGAGAAUGCACAUCAACAAGGAACCCUUCCGCAAAGCCAUUGACCACACAAUCGACCUCAAUGAGGAAACACUUGCCAGUAUCAGCACCGUUGCAGAGUUGGCAGGUCAUUGCUGUGCAAGGGAACCAUAUCAAAGGCCUGAUAUGGGUCAUGCUGUGAAUGUGCUAUGUUCUCUAGUGGAGCUUUGGAAACCAACUGAUCAAUGUUCUGAAGAUAUAUAUGGCAUUGACCUUGAAAUGUCACUGCCACAAGCAUUAAAGAAGUGGCAAGAUUAUGAAGGAAGAAGCAAUUUGGAAUCUUCAUCUUCUUCACUUCUUCCCAGCUUAGACAACACUCAAACCAGCAUUCCCACGCGGCCUUAUGGAUUUGCUGAGUCAUUUACAUCGGCAGAUGGGAGAUAAGAAGUUGUAAAUUAUGGUAUCAGUGGCUCUGUAUGUUCAUUCGCAAUGCUUCUUGGUUCUUCUUAGUACAGUACUUGUACCCUAAAUUAUUUUGCCCACGACCUCAUGAUGUUGUAUUUUUCUUGGAAU